Molecule: messenger RNA, 1536 nt
Organism: Penicillium brasilianum
Lineage: Eukaryota; Fungi; Ascomycota; Eurotiomycetes; Eurotiales; Aspergillaceae
Source: the annotation of a GenBank genome assembly
AUGACCGUCAUCUCACGGAAGGAAAUUGAAGAUGUUCUUGGUUGGGAAUAUCCAGAGAAAAUAAUUGCCUUCGCCUUCGAAGUGAAAGCACUGAUGAAAUGCCAAGACCUCAAGACUGCCGAGGAACGGUGUCUCCAAACCCUCGAAGCUUUGAGGGAAUUUCAUCUGGAAACAGGCUACACCAUCUAUCUCAUGUUUUGCCAGCUUCUCGCUGAGACACAUCAUCGGCAAGGCUCUCAUCGGUGGGCUGAAUCUGAAUCUGAAUAUAAAGAGCUAUUGAAGACGUGUGAGCGAGAACGUCCGGACAAUGAAAGGUCCAUUACUUCCAUCAAGGCGGCUCUAGCCAAACUAUAUCAGGAUCAAGAUCGUCUUGACGAAGCGGAGAUUCUACUUGAACAAGUAAAAGAGUUAUACAAUGCAGUUCCAAGAGACGGGUCUCACCACCUGAACCAUCACAUGAAGAGCCUGGCAACUUUGUAUUUGAAACAAGGUCGACAACAAGAAGCGAUGACACUUUUUGCCCAGGUCCUUGAAAGAGAAGGAGGUCAAUACGGGCUAGAGCACCCGCAAACACUUUCCAGCAUGAGAGAUUUUGCAUGCGCAAUGCAAACCCAAAUUCAGCCUAGGGAAAGAAUGUUGCUGGUGCAAGAAAUCUUCGAAAAGCAGAAAAUUGCUCUUGGACUAGACAAUAUGCAAACAGCAUACACCGCGACUCUACUGGUCGAGAUGAUGGUAGAAAAUGACGAGCUAGAAGUUGCCUCAGUGCUAGCUGAAAGCUUGAUCGACGUUCUUGACCCAGAGGCUCAGUUUGCACUUGCCUGUUCAGCUAUGCUCGGGCGCAUAUAUCUAGCACAAGGGCAAGCAGAUAAGGCUGGAGACAUCUUGACCAAAUCACUCGAAAGAAGAAUAACAAUUUACGGAGCGGAGCAUGAUGAAGUGAUCUAUGCCGAGCUUGAUCUGGCAUUAUGGCACGAGAAGCAAGACCAACUUCGUGAGGCCGAGGCUCUCUAUCAGCAAAUAUACCAGGUUCGCCAGCGAACAUUUGGUAGCGAACACCCAAAUACACUUACAAGUCUCCAAGAUCUUGUAGAUCUUUAUGUGAGGCAUGAGGGUCUAGUCAGUUCUGAGUCACUAUUGUCGAUGCUUACCCAAAUCUCCAAAUUAAGAGAAGCAAAUCUUGGUAGAGAGAAUCCUCAGACUCUUCUGAAUCUAUUCGGGCUGUCGCUGGAGUACUUUACACAGGAAAAAUGGGUUGAUUCUGCUGUUUUAAUGCAAGAGAUCUUGGAGAUCUGCCUGCGAAAAUUGGGAAAAGGUUGUGAUGUGCUGCCAUUGCUGCUAGAGCCAUUGGUUGCUUGCUGGGAAAAUCUCGGCCGUGAUGAGGAUGCUGCAUGCUUGGAUAGACACAUUGACUUUGUUUUGGACGAAAUGUCCCCUGAGGAAAUUGCAACGCAACUAAAUUCCUCGAAAACUUUGCCGGGCAUUUUGAAAAGGUCAUCCUUAGUUAUGCAAGCAUCAGGAGCAGUGGCAUCAGUCUGA